Messenger RNA from Colletotrichum acutatum, 971 nucleotides. RefSeq lists its product as uncharacterized. Bases 152 to 496 code for a protein of 114 amino acids. NCBI's taxonomy places the organism in Eukaryota, Fungi, Ascomycota, Sordariomycetes, Glomerellales, Glomerellaceae. The transcript has 2 exons. The record is from RefSeq and is a predicted model, not a curated record.
CGGCUCACCUGCUUGCCUGGUCCGACAGUCGUGAAGCAAGCCCCGGCCUGUGGAAACUCGAACCAUAGUUGAGACUGGACGGCCACAUCGACACGAACCUUUUUUACGCAGGGAUCUCGUCAAACCCAAAAAAAAAAAAAAAAUCAACACAAUGCCUACCUCGCUCGAUUCUUCUCGUCCCAUCAUGGCGCCCUCUGUGCGUACCUCUGUGCGAUACAGCACGUAUAGCAUGGCGCCUUCAUUUGCCAACACCAUUCAGACAAACGAUUCGGCUCACGCCGAGAUCACCGACAUCGCUGUCGGCCUCGACCGUAUGGAGAACAAGGCCCUCAGCUCCCAAAGAGUUACUCUGAGCGAGGAGAAGAGCGCAAACCUGAGCAAGCUAGCUCUCGGUGCCAAGUUGGAACGCGCGCUGGACAGGAGAAUGAGCAGUCAGGAUGCCGUCAUGCGUCCGCGCGGCAAGACCUUGAACGAGAAGCCUGCUCAGGCUGCGUAGGAGACUGUCGAGCAACCUUUGACCUCGAAAAAAUGGCCGUGGCAGGCCAUGUUUACCGCACAACCCAAACAAACACAACAAUCGGAACCAGACCGUCACGGGCCAUCUGCCACACGAACACGGAACGACAGGAUUGGGAUUCGCACCUGAUGCUGUCCGGCUAGACAGCUCGCUGUAGUCGCGGGCUCCGUCGUACAACAUUGCCCGCGACGAGACGUGGCAGACGAUACACCCUGAGUGGACAUACAGAGGGACAAUGGAUAUGGGAUUUGGACUGAGACUUGGGAAUGGGGCCAUCGUGGAAACAAACAAGUUGUGAAGAGUGAUUUUGGUUUGUUGGGAUAUCCAGAGGAUGACUGGAGCGCUAAAGACGCAAUGACGGCAUCCCAUGCAUAGUGUUUAAAUGGUUUAUUGCGAUGCUCCGGCUGCGUUACAUAUUUCCUACUCCGAGAGGCAUUACUCGCUGAGUCUAUUG